GAUUUUCCUUUUUUCAAUAACUCUUUUAUAUGUUACUUUUUACCUUUUAUAUGCCUUAUAUGGACUUUAGGCUCUUUAUGAAUAUCCUUCUUUCCAAUAUACGAAAUGGCCUAUUACAUUAUUAAAAAUAAUGUGCAUUUUUUCCAUAAUUUUACUUGUUUUAAACACUUUGAUGAAUAUUAGAAAGAAAAAUAUUCUCAGUUUAAUAAUUGGGUCUUUAUUUUUACUCGUUUUAUUCCUCGUAGUACCUGCUACGGGUCAUGUAUUUAGGGAAUAUGUAAAAACCGGAGAAUUCUACUAGGAGAAUUGUGCAUAAGAACUCGGACAUGUGUCAUAUAGUUAUUUAAAAGAAUAAGGAUGUGAAUAAAAGUAUAUUUUUAAAAAUAAUAGCGCGAAAAAUUGCGGCGGCAAAUUCGAUGAUUGCUUCGAAUUAGUGAAUAAUUUAAGGACUACAGGCUAAGAACCGAAAGAUUAUUUCACAGUAGUUUGGGAAAAUGAACUUUAUUAAAAUGCUAAUAUAGAACCAAGAAUUGCCGGUAUGUAGUAGUUAUGUUGUGGAACUGAUGUUUAAAGGAAAAAUGUGCUCAUGAUUGAAAACGAAAUCGAAAUAAAAGAGUCGAAACCUACUUUUGAAAACCACGAAUUUAACGGCUGCAUUAAAUUCGAACAUAUUGAAGAAGAUUUAUUGGCUUGCGUAGACACUUCUUAUAUUCUAGUUAUAAUUUAAACUAUUAAGGAAGGGAAUAAUGUAUGUCCUUAGGACUUUUAAUAUAAAUAUAAUGAGAAAUUCUAAGAAUAUGAAGUCCGAAUCAUCUCUUCUUCAGUUAGUUUAGAUUUCUCAAAUAAUAAAUCCCUAUAAAAUGCAAAAGUAUAUUUAUAUGAGGCUUUUAAACCCGAAAAUUCAUGUGAACCUCCAUCUACAAUUAAGCCUAUAUUCGUAGCCGAAACCUCUUAAGAAGGAACUACAAUAAUCCAAUUCAUGUAUACAACAUAAGAAGCCAAAUUAUACACUAUUUUAGUCUAAAAAGAUGGCUAUUCGGAUAAUUGUAGGUAAUUUAAAGUCAUAGAGUCUAAAAAUGAACUCGAUGUGGGUCUAUCACCUGAAUUAGAGGCCCAUUAAAUGCGUUUUGUGUUAGAAUGGGGUUCGGAGACUGAUAUUGUAUAAGAUUUAGACCUAUAUGGAACCAUAAACUCCUUUUCAGAAAAAUGGCUUUGCUAUUCUUCUUAUUAAGAUAAGGAAUGUGGAGGAAUGUUGUAUCAUGGAGAUGCAGAUGGAAAAAAUAAAAGUUCUGAAUCUAUAACUAUUGAAAAAUUAGGAAAUACGAAGUAUCUAAUUUUUUAUAAACUACCAGUAGUUUCAGAAAAUAACUAAGUAGUAGAUAAUACUAAUAUUAUUAAAGUAAAACCUAUUGUUAAGGUUUUUUCGAAAGGUUAAUAAAAGCCAAACUAAAUUUCAAUUUUUGAUUAAAAUAUAGGAAAAGGAGUUUAUAAUCAUUAUGAUAAUGAUUAUAGAUUCGCUAAUUUAGCUUGGUGCGUAAAUGGGGAAAAUAGUGAAAUUGCUAAAACUGUUAAAGGGUUUACUUAUUCAGUUGCUUGGGCUGUUAUAGAUUAGGAUAAUUAUAAAACUAGUGAUCUACCACUUGCUAGUAAUUCUUGUUGA
Molecule: messenger RNA, 1660 nt
Organism: Ichthyophthirius multifiliis
Lineage: Eukaryota; Ciliophora; Oligohymenophorea; Hymenostomatida
Exons: 4
Source: RefSeq, a predicted model, not a curated record